Messenger RNA from Bacillus rossius redtenbacheri, 5853 nucleotides. RefSeq names its product hexosaminidase D. Gene Ontology annotation, molecular function: hexosaminidase activity; sequence-specific DNA binding; DNA-binding transcription factor activity. The record is from RefSeq and is a predicted model, not a curated record. The transcript has 6 exons. NCBI's taxonomy places the organism in Eukaryota, Metazoa, Arthropoda, Insecta, Phasmatodea, Bacillidae. Gene Ontology annotation, biological process: regulation of DNA-templated transcription; carbohydrate metabolic process. Bases 133 to 1731 code for a protein of 532 amino acids.
GUCGUCGCGGCGGAGGCGGCGGUGGCGGCGUCGGUGGUGCCGUCGCGUGGCGCCGCCGCCGCGCAGUACCAGCCCCCGGGGCAAGUGCUCCCGCAGCAGGACAACUCGUACGACCAGCAGGGACUGUACCAGAUGGGCAUCCCCUACGCCAACAUCGACCCCAGGAAGCCUUACGUGCCCGGGUACAGGCUGGUGCACCUGGACCUGAAGGGCGCGCCGCCCAAGGUGGGCUUCCUGAAGAGGCUGUUCCCGCUGCUGCGCCAGCUGGGGGCCACGGGCCUGCUGCUCGAGUGGGAGGACAUGUUCCCGUUCAAGGGCUCGCUCGCUCCGCUGUCCGCCACCAACCGCUACUCGCCGCGCGAGGUGCGCGACAUCCUGCAGGCGGCCAAGGGCAGCGAGCUGGAGGUGAUGCCCUUGGUGCAGACCUUCGGCCACGUGGAGUUCGCGCUGAAGCACGCGCAGUUCGCCGGGCUGCGCGAGGUGCCCGAGUCGCCGCAGGCGCUGUGCCCUUCGCUCAACGCCUCCGCCGAGUUCGUCGAGAAGCUGGUGGAGCAGGUGAUGGAGGCGCACGGCAGCCCCAGGUUCCUGCACAUCGGCUGCGACGAGGUGUUCCAGCUGGGCGAGUGCCCGCGCUGCCGCAGCCAGGCGCGCGAGGCGCUGUUCCUGUCGCACGUGGCGCGCGUGGCUGGGUUCGUGCGGCGCCGCUACCCGGGCACCACGCCCGUCGUCUGGGACGACAUGCUGCGCCACAUCAGCCCGCAGAGCCUGGACGAGUUCCGCAUGGGCGAGCUGGUCGAGCCCAUGGUGUGGGUGUACGCAGAGGACGUGUACCGCUUCGUGCCCAGCAUGGUGUGGGACAAGUUCGCGGCCGUGUUCCCUCGCGUGUGGGCCGCCAGCGCCUUCAAGGGGGCCUUCGGCGAGACGCUGUACGUGCCCAACGUGAAGCGACACCUGGAGAACAACCUGCGGUGGCUGGAGGUGAUGGCCGCCGAGGGCCCCAAGUUCAAGGGCGGCUUCCGCGGCAUCGCCAUCACCGGCUGGCAGAGGUACGACCACUUCGCCGUGCUGUGCGAGCUGCUGCCUGCCGCCGUGCCGUCGCUGGCGGUGAACCUCCUGGCGACGGCGCACGGCUACUUCAACCAGUCGCUGCGCGCGGAGCUGGCCUCCAGCCUGGGCUGCUCGCGCCCGCUGCCCCCCACCAGCGCCCGGCAGACCAGUUCCGCCGAGGCCGUGGUCAACCUCAACUCCGACCCCUACCUGUGGGACAAGAUGGGGCGCUGCUUCUUCCCCGGGUCGCCCUUCUUCAGGCUCACGUACCGCCUGCACGCCGCCGAGCUCGAGGUGAAGGAGUACCUGGAAUCCGUGACCCUGUCGAAGGGGUGGAUGACGGACUACAACAUACGUCGCAACUUCUCCAGCCCGCUGCGGGUCGACGAGCUGAUGGCGGACCACCCGCGCGUGUACCACACGCUGACGACGCUGGCGCGCUCGGCCCGCGAGGCCAUGGAGGACGCGUUCGACCCGUACACCAUCGCGGAGUGGGUGGAGCAGCGGAUAUACCCGAGCGUCGCGCGGCUCGAGCAGCUUCGCCGGGACGCGGACGCGCUGAAGGCCGUGCGAACGUGGCCGCGCCGGCCGUUCCCGCCGCUGCGGGACCUGCGCAGGCUGGGCGUCCCCAUGCCGGGCGACGGGGGGGACGACGGCUCCAGCCCGCGGCCGCCCGGCGAGUAGCCCGCCCACCUGCCGUGCCUGGGGGCUUUGAAUACAUAUACUGUAUAGAAGUCACGAGCGGAUAGGAUUUACUCUACGUUUUUUCAGGAGCGUGUGAUGAGCAGAUUGGGAACUUCACCGCUGCAGGGCACUGCCGUGACGCCCUGUAUCGUCCUAGGUUGUUAUUUACACGUUAGAGCGCAGCACUGUCAUUCCCCCGCACCCCCCAACCCGUCGUUCAACGGGAGGGGGGGGGGGGGGGUAAGGGGUGUUUGAAGAGUUCGGACACUUUGUCCCGCUAGGGACCCACCACAAGUCGAUGCCCCGGAGAUGGUGGCGAUUGCGGCGGUGAAUUAACCAACCGCCUCGAAACCGUGUUAGAAAUUUUAACCUGGGCUGGCGACUUCUAUGCAGUGUGUAUGUAUUCAAAGCUGAGAGCGUGCCUGGGCCCUGGCGCGCUCCCACGGGCAGUGGUAGCCCCCGUGCUAGCUGCGCGACUUGUGCCGGAAACUCCACGCGCCGCGCCCGCGUGGCAGCAGACUGCGAUACCGUGCAGUGAGAGCGGUGUGUUGUCGGCGGGUCCUUGCAAGGUUGUCACUUUUAUUCAUAACUUCUCGCACUUUGAUAAACACGAUGACAAGACAUUUCACAAUUGCCCAUAACUGCGAUGGAACGUGUAGAUUCGAGACUGUCGAUUUAGUUGUUUUUUUUAUAUAAAGUGGUAGACUUUAUAAUGUUAUCCAAUAUUUUUUUUUAAUUCAGCCAGUGUGCUAUAAAGCAUGCUUAGCUUAUUAAACUGAUGGAAGUGUUUUCUAGCUAAUGUAUUAUUAGCGAGUGUUGUGAACAUGGGGCUAGCAUAGCAUGUCUUUUUGUACAUGAACAGUAUUUUUAGUUCCUUCUGAUGGUAUCAAAAUGUUAGUGCAUUGUCGUCGCCCUCUCAGCUGAAUGUCGUGUAUAACUGACUGAAACUUUGUGUUGACGAGUGGGUGAAUCUCAACUCUUGACAGCUUUAUGUGUUAAGGUGUGUCAGCAAAGGGAGCAGCGUAUAGGUAUGUUAACAUAACGUAUAAGAAUUUUAAAUGUCACUGUACCCCUGGUAACUUAUGACAAAAUUGACUCUGUCAAAGAGGUUACAGAAUCCAAAAAACUAAAAACUGUUGUUUUUUACCCUCUCAGAAUUGGACACUAAUUUGUUGAAUUCAACUAAUCAGACUAGUAUGUGUAAUGUUCAUCCUUUAUCGAAGUAUUUGUCAGUUGUGAGAUGAUAAAAAUUUAUGCUCAACAUGUCAAAAUGUUACUUUAGCCGGUGUAAAAAAAAAUCUGGCGCUUAGGACAAAACAAAUAAACAUUUUAAAAAUUUUAUGUAAACAUAUUCCUGUACUUAAUAUAAACAUUUACCACCACUUCAUACCAAUGAAUGUUUAAUGUUGUUGAUGCUGUGUACAUGAAAUGUGAAAUCUAAUGAUAUUUUUAUAAAUGUUUGUUUAGUAAGUGUGCAAAGCAGCAGCAUCGAAAGAAGGAAUUAGAUUUUUUUCUGGGUAUGUCGUGGGAAUUUUUUCUUUUAAAAUGUGUAUGUUUAUAUGUUUAUAUAGUCUGUCUUAUGCUUAAAUUGCAGUACACAGUGAUGGUUGUUACUGUUGCCAGAUUGAUACUACCCUGAAUUUUUUUAUGUAAACAAUAUUAUUUUGUGUACCAUCGUUAAUAACUAAGUUUUAAUUUUCUUUAUGUGGUUUUUUCUAAGAUCAUAUAUAAGUGUAUAGUGACUGUAUUACUACAGCUUUAGUAAUCUUGACAAAAAAUAAUUCAAUGCUAAACACCAAUAUGUUUUGUAGCAUUCUAUUAAAAUAUGUGCUGUGUUUGAAAGAGCUAAUAAUUUAAAAUAAUAUACAAUGUUGUUGACUAAAACAGUUGUAAAUUAAAUGUCUUCUUAGAAAUGAAACCUUAAAAAUAAACAAGAACAUUUUUCCCCAAAAUACAAUGAUUAGAUAAAUAAUAUUUUAUAGUUGUCUAUGACGUAUUAUAUCUGGCAACAGAACAGGGCUAUUACCCGCGGCCCCGCGCUGGACCUUUUAAUAUUUAAAAUAUUGACAUAAAUGGGGAAGUGAAAAUUAAAUUUUUUAUGUCUUGUGACUUAAUGUGGUGGUCCAUUUUAAUUAAUGAUUUUGUAUUAGAUUAAAAGAUUUUAUUGCCAUGUAUAAUGAUGUAGGUAAUUAUACAGGACAUAUGAAUUUGGUUUACAAAACUGACCCGAGCAUAAUUUAUCAAGAAAGACUAUUAAAAUAACUUAAGGUAUUGGGUGAAACAUGUUUGAGUGUAAUAUCGGCUGGGAGGUCAUAUUUCAAUGCGUUUCAGUAAUGUAGUUUCAUCCCUUAUGUUGGGCAGGCAUUUUCUUCUGUUAAAAGAGAACUUUUAACAUUGAAAAAUAUAUUAGUUAUACAAAGUUAAUUUUUCUCCCUUAAGCAAACGUUGGCCAUAACUUUUCAUAUAAAAGAUGUAAGUAAAAAUGAAUACACUCUUUAUCCAUAGGUACUGUACCACAUUGGUCAUAACCUGUCCCAAGUAUCAGGUAAUCUGAGUAUUUUUCACGCCAGAGUCAAAAUGUAAGCUGGGCAUCAAAAAAACAAUAUUUAAACAUUGUAAAAACUUUUAGAAAUACAUUUAUAAUGAACUUUUGGUAUGGAAGUGAUAUUGUGAAUAAUGGCUAAAACCACCUAACAUUGUUCAACAUGUGAAAUGAUCUUCAAGUAGGUAAAUUCACUUUGGUCAUCAUGGAUACACAUGUAGUAAAAGCUCAAUGGUGAUAAGAAUGAAUCAUAAUUUUGCUGAGUUCUUACUUCAGUUUUACUAAUCACAGGCCCUUAUUUACCACACUAGCUUAUUUGCAUUAGUCAUGAAAUGCAAGGGAAGUUACACAGUUUUCAAUAAUUUUUUUUUUCUUUUCACCAUUAUGGUGUCAUGUUCUGUUCGUAGUUGCUACUUUGCAAAUUUACUAAUUGCUGCUUCAUCACAGCAACUUUUCUGAAGAGAAACAUUAUUGGUUUGUUUUAACGUUACUCUUUACCCUAGAUGUGAUUAGACUUGGUCACAGCUGUUGGCAUUGUACAGGGAAACCUAUGUGAAUCGUGUAGCUUCAAAAGCAAUGGGCACGGACUGUUGUAAAUAUACAGGAAUUUCAGAGGCUAUUGUACUUGUCGCAUGCAACUGCCAAACUUCAGUGAGAUUCGUAUUUUAAGUGGACCAAAACAAGACUACAAUUUUGGGCAUUACUCGUCUCCCAUUCAGCUUGCUCGUUUUCUGUUGGACUUCGCAACUCGGUAGUCUUAGACAGCUGUAAUGUUCCCUUUAAAAACCUAAUCAUGUUUAUUAAGUUACCCCCAAAGCUUAUUCCCAGCACUUAUUAUCCUUGUUUAGAGUGUCUUUCUUAUGAAAUUGACCCCUUCUGAAGAGUUGCAACAGGGUUCUACUUAACUAAUUUCCAACAGCUCUUGUUGGUGAAGAUCGAGAGACAUGUACAAAAAUGUUUCUAAGCGAUGUGAAUUGCUGCUGAAGUAAUGAAAUCAUAAUUUUUUUUGUGAAGUGGGACAUUAUUAUUCUGUUUUUCUUUGGAUAUUUUGUUGUAGUUGUAACAGUUGAUUUUUAGCUAAAUAUAUUAGUAUCCGCUUUGUCACUUGAACAAAAUACAUAACUACUUAAUGUGUGUUUUCACAAGAUGAAGAAACUGUUAACUUACUGCAGUGCAGUAGAAGGUGUUUUAUUUUUCCUGUACAUUACUAUAAAAAGUUAAAAUCCUCAUAUUUUAAUGUUUUCCAAGCAUUUGUUAUUGUUGCAGAGAUUUUUUUUAAUGAUUACAGUUUAUUACAUAAUCAGUAUUAUAUAAUAGUAUCUAUGUAAUUUUUUAUUCUUAAUAUUUUGCAUGUUCUUAUGUUAUACACUACCUGUAAAAUACUGCAUUAAAUUAAUUAUGUACUGAUUUGCAAUACUGUUACAAUAAAGUUUGUGGUAGUAUGUACUAGCAUAAAAUGCUGUGAGAUUAUUUUAGGUUAGGUUGCUACCACCAGUCUUUACUUUGAAAACAUUAAUCUUUCUCACUUAAUUAUCUGUUGCGUAAUAAUAACUCAACUUUUUUCCAUAAAUCUUGUACCU